AUGAGAAAAGCUGUUGAAGUAGAAAAGAAAGUGGGUCUGUUCUUGUACUUCAUUGCUUCAACCGCAAGUUACAGAACACUUUCUAACCUGUUUGGUUUAUCCAGGGGCUUUGUUUGCAUUUGUAUCCGCAAGGUAGCCGCUACAGUGCUGAGAAAUCUUAAGCCAAAGUAUCUGUCAAUUGCUAAAGGAGAUGAACUCGCUCGUAUGAUAGCUAAUUAUAAGGAGAAAUGGGGGUUUUCCAUGUGUGCUGGAGCAAUCGAUGGCACACAUAUACCAGUUUCAACAUCACAGCAAAAUCAUGCAAGCUACAACAACAGGAAAUCGCACCACAGUAUUGUAAUGCAAGCUCUUGCAGACAGUAAUUACCUAUUGCUAUUUUUGUAG
This is a messenger RNA of Pocillopora meandrina, 384 nucleotides long. Lineage: Eukaryota; Metazoa; Cnidaria; Anthozoa; Scleractinia; Pocilloporidae. The record is from the annotation of a GenBank genome assembly.